AUGUACUCUGCGUCACUCACUCCCGAAGAGAUCAAUCAACUCAAGAACGGUUUCCUUGGCCCAGCAUUUCAGGUUUUUGCGGCUGGGGUGACAAAGAUCUAUGUGUCCCGCCCGGAAAGGGCACAGUGGGAGGAGACUGGCUUGGUGGGCGUGUGGACCUUCUUUGCCCACGAGCCCACCAAGACCCUCUACCUUCAGCUGCUGGACCUCCAGACCGGCACAAGGUUCUUCACGCAGGAGCUCUAUGAAGGCUUCGAGUACCUGCAGGCGACGCCCUACUUCCACACCUUUGAGAGUGAUAACUCCAUUUUGGGCGUAUCAUUUGCCCUCGAGCAGGACGCGGCCCGCUUCCACGCGGCUGUGAAGGAAGCGAUCAACAAGAAGCAGUACCGCAUGCGGCCCUCGACCUUCAAGAAGGUCUGGAGGACCGGAUUGGGCACCUUCACCUCAUGGAGGGGUGCCAAGAAGGAGAGGAAGCCGGAGCAGGCUAUGGCGAUCUCCUCUCCCUCUGGCUUCAAGCAUGAGUCGCACAUGGGCUUCUCCAAUGGCGAGUUCGGUUUCUGGUAUUUCCAACGCACUCUCAACAUCAGUGCGGAGGAGGUCGACAAGAACGCCGCCCAACUACUCUCCGUUGCCGCCCACCACGAGCUGAAGAACAAACUCCGGCUCAGUGCUGAGUUGCAGCAGCAGCAGCAGCAGCACGGGGCUGUGCCGCCCGCACCGCCCUCCGGUGGUGUCACAACUGGAGACGUGGAGCCGCCGAUCGACGGAAGAGAUACGCCCGCGGUUGCGCCGCCCCCGCCCCCGCCCGAGGGUGGUCAUUAUCAGUACACCCCCAGGCCUUGCCCACCCAAGGAGCUGCCAGGGAGGCCGGAAGAUAUGCCCCAAGAGCAGCAGGAAGACCUGGCCGACGUGCUGAAGAGAGCGAUCGAAGCCAAGUUUGGAGCAGGGAGGCGCAACGAAGAAGAGGAAGAGCAGGAAGAGGAGCAAAGCGACGACGACGACCUCUUUGGGGCUGACGAACCGUUCGAGUCCUAA
Messenger RNA from Acanthamoeba castellanii str. Neff, 1038 nucleotides. Its product is annotated as WH1 domain containing protein. NCBI's taxonomy places the organism in Eukaryota, Discosea, Longamoebia, Acanthamoebidae. The record is from RefSeq and is a predicted model, not a curated record. The coding region runs from base 1 to 1038 and encodes 345 amino acids. The transcript has 8 exons.